AUGGGGCUCAGGGAUGCGCUGCGGAAGAAGGAUGCUAUAGAUCAGGAUCAGGGCCCGGACAUCACCUUUGUGCGCUCCGAUACUGUUUCGCAGCAGGUGAUUAUGCCGUCGGACGAGGGAGCCCUCGGCCAUAACGAUGGCUUGCUGUCGCCCACGUCAACGAGCGGAGAGCACCGAAAGUCGAGACGCAGCUUUGACUUCUUCCACUCAGAUCAGUCGCGGAGCGGCUCAGCAUCCUCGUCCACGUCCAAGAAGGAGAGCGCGGCAAGACGCCUGUCGCACAGGCUGCAUCUAAGUCGUCCGCCCGAGACCUCUGACCAUGUGCCGCAGAACCUGCCGGAGAUUGUGGUCCCAAACGACGUGCAGGAUAAAGAUGCCGCAGAGCUGCAGUGGGAGAAGCGGGCAACCAUGCUAGCCGGGCAGAACGACCUCGCCAGGAGUCGGCCGUCGUCAAGAGAUGCCUCAGACAGCAUGGCCCAUAUGAGUCUAGACGCUCGCAGCCGAAGUCCUUCGGCCAACUCGGGGCGGGUUUCGUCCAAGGAGAUCGAUGCCGACAUCCAAGAGGCGAUUCGGCUGCAUGAGGAGGGGAACUUUGCAGAAGCGACCAAGAUAUUCGGGCGCCUUGCAGACGAGAACGGCGCCAACAAUCCACUUAGCCAGGUUCUCUAUGGACUGGCACUUAGGCACGGCUGGGGCUGCACACCAGACCCUGGGCGAGCGGUCCGCUAUCUAACGGCCGCGGCAUCUAACGCUGCGUCGGUCGAGGAAUUGGCCAUCCAGGCCGGUCUCAAGAAGGGAGGAGCUGCAAAGGGAGAGCUAGUCCUGGCCAUCUACGAAUUGGCCAACUGUUUCCGCAACGGCUGGGGCAUCGGCAAGGAUCCAAUCGCUGCAAAGCAGUACUAUGAGACAGCGGCAAAUUUGGGCGACACUGAUGCCAUGAACGAGGUUGCCUGGUGCUACCUAGAGGGCUACGGCUGUAAAAAGGACAAGUAUGCUGCAGCCCGAUAUUAUCGACUGGCUGAGAAGGGCGGCAACAAGACACUAGGAAAUACAUGGAUAUGGAAGGAAAAGUAUGACCCAGGUAACGGCAAGAAAAAAUAA
Trichoderma virens Gv29-8 is the source of this 1101-nucleotide messenger RNA. RefSeq names its product putative cell cycle inhibitor. Lineage: Eukaryota; Fungi; Ascomycota; Sordariomycetes; Hypocreales; Hypocreaceae. Gene Ontology annotation, molecular function: protein binding. Bases 1 to 1101 code for a protein of 366 amino acids. The transcript is spliced from 6 exons. The record is from RefSeq and is a predicted model, not a curated record.